CUGGGUAAUCAAAUCUCAGACCUACGAAUCUGGCAAACGUUUUCGAACAUUGCGUUACUUCUGGGGGCAUAUAGAGAUAUCUGUUAAUCAGGAGCAAUCUUGUUUAGAAUGGCUCGUAGUGCAGAAAAGGCUAUGACAGCUCUCGCACGAUGGAGAGCAGUUUAUGUGGAUCGUGUUCAAGAGACGAAGAAACGUCCAUAUAUCGCUUCCGAGUGCACCGGAUUGAAGGACUCACUGUAUUAUAGGCGGCAAAUUGUUCAUGAAAUAUCUCGGAAAAUAGCCCAAAUACAAAAUCCUAGCUUAGGUGAAUAUAAACUAAGGGAUUUAAAUGAUGACAUAAACAAGCUUAUUCGGGAAAAAUCGCACUGGGAAGACCAUAUAAAAAACCUUGGGGGUCCUGAUUUCAAGGCAGAAGCACCAAAAAUGCUUGAAAAAGAAGGGAAAGAAGUUCCUGGAAAUAGAGGGUACAGGUAUUAUGGAGCGGCUCGUGAUCUACCGGGAGUGCGCGAAUUGUUUGAAGAGGAUCCUCAACCAGUGGCUAGGAAAUCUAGAGGCGAGUUAAUGAAGCUUGUUGAUGUGUCAUAUUAUGGCAACUGCGAUGAAGAUGAUGGUGUAAUAGUACCUCAGGAAGCUGUUUACGAGCAAGAAGCUAUUGCAUAUAAAGUUGCUGAAUGGAAGUAUCGUAAAGCAUCCGACUGUCAACCAGGAUAUUCGUGCAAGCCACUUGGAGAUGAGUUUGAUGAAUUGGAUGAGGAUAAUGCAGAUACCAGAAAUAUAUAUGACGUUGGUGACAAUCCAGCUGAUAUAGAAUUAAUGCGUCUUUAUGAAGCAAUCGAUGAAAAUAAUGAAGUUGGAUCCAUCGACUUUUCUAAUGCAGAGCAGUUAGUAGCGUUAAUAAAUGACGAUGAAAAUUCAGAUGAUCAUACAGGAAGGUCGGCCAGCAAAUCUAUGAGUUCAUUAAGCACUACGGUGAAGCGAGCAUUCGUUGCCCAUGUUCCAGUCUACUCCCAAGAGCAGAUUGAAGCAGCAUUGGUAGCCCAGCGCAAACGUGAAAUUCUCGAAAAAUAUAUGUCUAGUGAUCUGCUAGCAAGUAUGGCACAAACUGGAGAAAUUCUUGGCAUUGAAAAUAGUGAUGAAGCAAACUCUAAUUAUCCGGUUCUAAACGACAGUCAAUUUUUAUCAAUGCCAAUAACAGAUUCCAAUGGUAAAAUUGAUUUAGACACAAAUGAAGAAGAGGACUAACACUUCAUUUGAUGACUUUUUGAAUGUAUAUUUUUUUGUACAAAUUUUAAACAAUUAAAUAUUAAAAUCACAACUUUUUUUGUGUUUUAUAUCAUUAUGGGAUGAACUCGAUAGUAAUUUUUAGUCUGUUACAUAUAGUUCACUUUUCCUACAAUCAACUGUAAGCAUAGCGAUUGUCUUUGACUUCAUAACUUAUCUAUCCUUCUUUUUAUUCAAGCAUAUGCAUAGUCGUUGUAGACAAUUUAUUACUGUGAUACCUUAUUUCGUUCGAUGUAACUUUCCAGUGAACUUUACCAUUAAAUUUCAUUCAAAUAUUAAAGAGUAG
Molecule: messenger RNA, 1567 nt
Organism: Schistosoma turkestanicum
Lineage: Eukaryota; Metazoa; Platyhelminthes; Trematoda; Strigeidida; Schistosomatidae
Source: the annotation of a GenBank genome assembly